This is a messenger RNA of Rhopilema esculentum, 12419 nucleotides long. RefSeq lists its product as uncharacterized. The record is from RefSeq and is a predicted model, not a curated record. Lineage: Eukaryota; Metazoa; Cnidaria; Scyphozoa; Rhizostomeae; Rhizostomatidae. Gene Ontology annotation, biological process: positive regulation of transcription by RNA polymerase II. Gene Ontology annotation, molecular function: transcription coactivator activity; protein binding; histone H3K4 methyltransferase activity. Gene Ontology annotation, cellular component: MLL3/4 complex; nucleus.
UUACAUCCGGGACAUUGUGAUAGCAUGGCGGAUCGUUCUUUCUGAUGAAAAAUCCAUGCUGCGUAGAAUUUUGGAAUAUCUCAAGCAACACACGUCUCGGCAUUUGAUUCUUUGCACCAGUAACGUUGCAAUAUGAAUGAUAGCAUGAUAAAAACCUUUUAGUUUUACUGAGUCGAACUGCACUCAAGAAGCCGCCGGGAAGCCACUGGUAAUAUUAGUGAAACAAUGGAGAAACUGACUGACUGCCGAUUAGGGCCUAACUCAACUCGUUCCUUGCCUGUGUUCCUUGCUUAGUGUGGUUAAGCUGUGCAGUUGGUGAAUUAUUCUUUGUGGCUGGAAACAGCCAUCGGCUAAUUUACUGCAAUUUUUAGUUAAAGAAAAUGAGAGAUGAAUUACAAAGGGUUGGGCGUCCAAGAAAGGGUGCACAGAAAAAACCAAAGGAUAGAACAGAAAGAUAUAGACCCUCUGCAGCACAAGGCUCAUAUGCAUUUAAAAAUGAGGAAGAAUUCCAAAUUCCAAAUAGCAAAGGGCCUGGGUCCCCAAUGAAUAUGCUAACUUCGCCUACUAGCAUAUCUUCUGCUGCUCUGUCUGUUGAUUCCAUAUCUUCAGAGCUGAACCAGUUUGUGGAAAAUGACAGUGAAAAUGCAAGUCAAGAUACGCUUUGUGCUUUUUGCAAUUGUGGAUCUGAAAUGGCACAGAUACUUGGGCAGAUCAAUAGAUACUUUCCAUCUCCAGAUUUCAACCCUUUCAGCUAUGAAGACCAAAGUGGUGCCAGUCAUUCCAUGGAUAUAUCUGUUGACAAGUACUUUGAGGACUCAAGAGAUAGCACAGAUCAAGUUGGAGAAGGGAAUUAUCUCCUUAAGCCUGAGAAGCGGUCAGUAGGGCGUCCACCAGGAAAGAAGAAAAAGCGGAGUAAGCAGUCAUUGGCCAGGCACCAGCAUUUAUCGGCAGAUAUGUCCACUUUUGGGACACCCACUCAGCCUGAGAUCUCAGAUGUUUUUGAUGCUGAUGGUAGUAUUUGGGCCCACCAUUGUUGUGCAGCGUGGUCUGCUGGAGUCUGUCAGACAGAUUCAUACGAUCUUGAGAAUGUUGACAAGGCUGCCUUUAAAGCAAUCAGUGAGCAAUGUAGCCACUGCAACAGACAUGGUGCUAGUGUUGAGUGUCAAAUGCAGAAAUGUUCCAAGCUGUAUCAUUACCCUUGUUGUGCCAGCAGUGGUGCUUUCCAGGAUAUCAAAAGCAUGAUUCUCCUUUGUCCAGAUCAUUUAGAGCAGGCUUCAAGACUUGCUGGUUCUGAGGCAUUUUGUGUGCUAUGUGACAAGGCAGGAGAAAUUUCAAAACAGUUGUUUUGCACAAGUUGUGGAAGGCAUUACCAUGGUCAAUGUUUAGAUCCACCAGUUACACUUAGUGCCAUUGUAAGGAUGGGCUGGCAGUGCCCAGAGUGCAAGGUGUGCCAGGGUUGCAGGCAGCCUGGCGAUGACGAAAAAAUGCUGUUUUGCGAUGAAUGUGACAAGGGAUUCCACACGUAUUGCCUGUCACCUCCCAUGUCAUCUGUGCCAAAGACUGCUUGGAAGUGUUAUAGCUGUCGCAAAUGCGAAGACUGUGGCUCAAAUGUUCCGGGAAGUGGCCCUUCCUGUCGAUGGCAUUUUAACUAUACUGUAUGUGACAAAUGUUAUCAGCAAAGAAAGAAAGGCACAAUGCCCUGUUGUCCCAUGUGUGGCAAGGCAGUGCGAAGUGCAUCUGGUGAAUUCAGCAGACAGUGCUUGAAAUGUGCUAAGCACGUCCAUUGCAGAUGUGACAGAUAUUCUACCAUAGACACUGGUGAUUAUUUUUGUCCGACUUGUAGACACGAUGUUCAUGAUGAUGAUUCGGAAAUUUCUGGUUUCAUGGACCAUAAAGAGGAAAGUAAUGAUAGUUUGCUGUUGAAUCCGGUGCAUUCAUCCACAAGUGAAUUAGAUCCAGAAUUUCUUGGGCAAAGAACUGUUACAAUCGCCGAAGCUGAAGCCAUCUCGAGAGCUGCCACAGGGUUUAUGCAGAGGGAGCCAUCGCCACUUCUGGAACAAAAUGAAAUAGAGGAUCUUGAUUUGAAAGGCAUUGACAUCAACUUUGACGAAGUAAUGAUGGAGACUGGACUGCAUGGCCCACUUAUUCACGACCUAGAAGAACUGAAGCCAGACAGUAGUGACUCACUGAAUUCUCCACCUCAUAUUUCCAGCACCGCAUCUUAUUUAGAACAUUUCCCAUCGCAUGAAGAAAAGGUAGUUACUCGAAUUCAAACAUCAUCAACGGGAAAAGCUGGAAGGGGAAAAAAGAAGAUGCCACCUUUGCGAUGUAGGGGAAGGCCACCUGGUGCUACAGGAAAAGGAAAGAAGAGUAAAGGACAAAGAGGAAGUAGGCCUAGAAGUAAAAGUGCAUCAACAUCCGGCUCAAACAAGGAAAAUAUUCAGUCUGGUGUCGUCAAUUAUGCUGACUCAUCAAGAAAGGAUGAUUCAGAUGACCCGGAAGGCCUGCAUUCAACUGUUGUCAUGGUUUCAACGAAAGAUCGUUUCACCUUGGAACAGGAUAUCUGUAUGUGUUGCGGAAGCUUUGGCAAAGGUAACGAGGGCCAUUUGAUAACCUGUGCACAAUGUGGGCAGUGCUUUCAUCCCUAUUGUGUUAACGUCAAGGUAAGCAAAGUUGUAAUGACAAAGGGUUGGCGUUGUCUGGACUGCACAGUGUGUGAAGGAUGCGGCAAAAAUGAAGAUGAAGGGAAGCUUCUUCUCUGUGAUGGAUGUGACAUCAGCUACCACACAUACUGCUUAGAUCCUCCACUUGAAGAAGUGCCUUCAGAUGGCUGGAAGUGUCAAUGGUGUGUUGAAUGUGUGAACUGUGGAGCGACUAGUCCUGGUGUUGGAUGCAAAUGGAUGUCUAGUUAUACACAAUGUGGGCCUUGUGCCAGCGAUAUGUCAUGUCCGGUUUGCAGUAAAACAUACCUAGACGAUGAACUUGUUGUGAAAUGUAUGCAUUGUUCUAGAUGGUUGCAUGCUGAAUGCGACGGACUAGCCUCUGAAGAUGAUGCAGAAUUGGCUGCAAGUUAUGUUUACCACUGUUGUCUCUGCCGUGGAGAAACUGGCCAUUAUGGAAUCUUCUCGACGUCGUGGACGAACAUCAUAGAGAGAGGUGUGUAUUCAACGAGUAGCGGGAAGCUUAGUGCAUUGCAGUCAAUUGUUGUGACACAAACAACAACAACAGUUAUGGCGACAGGUAUAGCCAAUAGAAGAACAAAAGGUGGCACUAAUUCUAAGAACAGCAGAAACCCUUUGACUGCAAGCGGCUGGAACCAAAGGCAACCACAACAUCCAAUUCAGGCGUCAGCCCAAGGAACUUUCGAAGUGCAGUUGCCUGGACUGAGGCUGAAAGGGCGUCGGGAGGAAACUGCCGAGGUUGAUACAAUUAGCUUGACAGAUAAUGGGCUACGUCAGAUAAAGAGUUUGGUAGUAAAGGCAUCUUCACGGAGUAAUAACCGAAAUAGAGAGAAGCAAGCUAAACUUGCAAGCAUUGAUGAUCGAGCAACGGAGAGAGAAACAAAAACUUCAGCUCAACUGACAGAGACGUCUGCUUGUAGUGAUGAUAUUGGUGAAAACCGUCAGCCAGUUUGUCUUGCUAGCGACUCUGCGGAAGGCACAAGCAAUGCUGCUGAUGGCGAUAUGAGUAAUAAGAAGUUAGACAGAGAUAAACGUGGCUCGGGAAGGUCAACAACUGAUAAACAAGCAGAACAAGCCAAAGCAAAGAAAGCCAGCGAGAAGAGAGAUGAUCCUCUGGACUUCUUUGGACCAGGUCUUCUGAAACUAUCUAAGAAAAAAAGAAAGAAAGACUCUUUAACUGACAAUGACACCCAGUCUUCAGAGGACGAAACAGCUAAAGACAAUGAUGAACGCCUUGAGGUUUCGAAACUAGAAGUAAACAACACACAGCACCGUGACCAGUCUAGGCUACCUGCCAGGAAUCAAAUAGCUAAUUGGUCGUCUACACUGCCACCAGGAAUGAAAAUUGACAGUCUGCCUGGACACAUGCAAAACCCAGAGACUUUAUACAAGACCUUGAAUAUGCUUGUCAAUACUCCCGAACGCGGCGAUGGGAAAAAUCUCCAUCACGAUCACAAUAUAGGACAAAACAGAGCUGAACAAAAUUUUGGCACCCCUAAAGCGCUUCCUUCGAGGCAUAGUUCAAAAGGCAGCAUUUCUGACCAAAACUCUGCUGGUAUUAACCAAAGUGCUGACAUCACGCAGACAGGGGACCUUGAUUUGAUGGGACUGUCUGAUCUACCUCAUGUUGAUGGGCACGAAGUUGAAGAAAUCUUUGCUGGGAUCGAACGUGAAAUGAGUGUCGAUGGAACCCCACAAUCUCAUUGUCAAAGCCCAAUGGAAACACCCAUAACUGCAAGUGACAAGGCUAAACCUGUAGGAAGCCCAAGAACUUUUCAAGCACAACAUCGACUUGCAGCCGGCCCUUCUCAAAGGCCAGAUUCUGUCCUACAACAAGCUUAUCCCGACCAACAGCAGCAACAACAGCAGCAGCGCCUCAACUUAAAUCAACCGGAAUUUCGCCAGUAUGAUUUAUACCGGACCAACCCCAAUUUUCAAUUGGAACAUGGAAUGGAUUACAAGACCAAUCAAAAGGCGAUACAACCUCAGUCCGGAGAAACUGAUGCUUUUAAAGCAGUUUUUGGAGAAGAGCCUGAGAUCAAGUCUAAGCCGAGAGAAGGUGCAACUAGCCCCAAAAUAGAUGGACAAAAACAAUUGAAGAAAUGGGAACAAGAUGAGAAGCUUGAGAGUCUUGCAACAAUAUCACCAGUGCUUUAUGCUAAUAUUGUUCAUCCGGAGUUGAAAGUGGAGUAUCCCGAAUGGCCAAACCGAGCCCGAGCAAUUGCAAGAUUAUGGAGGAAGCUGCCGCAAGAGCAAAGAGAACCCUUUCGUCUGCGUGCAAGAGACAACAGAGUGAAACAGAAAGACCAGGGUCGAAAGCUCGGUCCGUUUCACAAAGCAUCAACACCAACUUCGGCAGAAGGCAAUGAUCAAAGUGCUGAUUCGUCUUCAAGUUUGCCAACAUCACAAGUAGCUGUUUCUGGGUCUCUUAGUAAAACCAAUGAAAUGGCCGUUUUGAAGGGGUUGUCGGGUAAUCUUAUUCUAAAUGGAGAUCCAAGUAGCCUUGUUGGCAAUCGACAACAUGACCAGACUGUACCCUCUAGGUAUGCUUAUGGAGACUUGCCGCACACUCUUGCCAGUAGACCAGGUAGCGAGACUAGACCUGGUGUCACCUUUCCAAGGCACCCAAAUGCUCUGCCUGUUGGCUCAGAGAAUAAUUUGCGAUCUUGUCCUCCAAAUCUAGCUACUGAUACAAUCACAUCUCCAAGCGGCCAUUUAGUGCCAUCCCAGAGCCCAUCUUCUGUUUUGGCAAGGCCUGUAUCCAAGGGAAACAGCAAACCACAGUCAUUAGCAGAAAUAGUACCAACAGAAAUGCAGUAUGCUGGUUCGGGGCUUACACCAACCACACCAGUGUUUGCAACUUCACCCUUUCAAAGCCCACUAAGUGGCGAUUUUAGUGGCUCUCCAGCGGUAAUGUCCCAGUCAGCGCCUAUUGAACCAACAAUUGGCGAAAAAAGAAAGUUGAAAAAACAACAGAAAAUAAGUAAAGAACAAUCAGAUACCGAGAAGGAAGAGAAAAAGAGAAAACUUGCUUUGGAGCAGGAAAAAGAACGACAGUGGAAGUUGUUACAACAGCAAAGACUAAAAGAACAGCAAUCUCAUCAGCAAACGUCUACAAUCCAGCAAGUUAUGAUGAUGAAAGAGCAGAUGAGAAAGGACAACAAUAAGGUGGGUCGCAAGCCACAAAGUGUGUUUGCUUCAGAACAGGACUAUGCAAUGAACGAGUUCAGACCAACAGUGCUACCACCUGUGAAACCUUUAACAGUUAGUCAGUCUUCUAAGCAACGACCUGCAGAUGCGGCUACAACUGUGUCCACUCCCACCAGCGUGUCAAGUCACACAGAGUAUCCCAUCGAUCACCAUUCAACCCAACAACACAGUUUUCUGUCGAAUGAAUUAGUUGGAAGAGACUCGUCAGGACAAACAUAUGCCUUUGAUUUGAGAAGUGAGCAAUCGGCAGAAUUAGACAGUUUGAUGGAAAUCAACACUACUGAUUUGAUGAGGAUUGCAAACACAAGGUCCAUUCGUGGUGAUUCUGUCACUAACACAGCUGCAGGCAUGCCACCAGCAUAUGAUAGUGUUGCCUCAACACAAGCAGUAUCUGAUUCUUCUAGCAAGGGCCCAUUGCUCCCUGGUGUUUCCAAAGCUGGAGUUGAUUUUGUUAGUGACAAACGUGAUGUUACAUCAAGUAGCAGCAUCAUACAACAACGGCAGCAGCACCAAAGAAUCAGUAUUUCCAUUUCUGACCCAGCUACCCCCUCCAGUAGCCAACCCGGGAUGUUCAGUUCUACUACAAGUCAGUCAGAAAACAAAUCCCAGAGAAGUAAUGACAACCAGAUUACAAAAACAAUGUCUGGUUUCCUGCUGGAUACCAGUUCAAGUAUCGCACAGACUGCAACUAUUGAAGCAUUUGACAAGCAGCAAGCAGCUGCUCUGAGGCCACAGCAACAACAGCAGCAACAACAACAGCAAGCACUUCUAUUUCAGCAGCAGCAAUUUAUCGCUGCGCAGCAACAAUACAUCCAAUGGCAAUUGCAACAAAGGAAUCCUGAGUUAUUUCAGUCAGUAGCGACCCCUGUGCAGUAUUCGUCUUAUACAGACAAAGAUCUGCCAGAAGUGGACAGCGAAGAGCAACACCAAGAAAGGAUCAGAUUAUACAGGCAGCGACAAAUGCAGAAACAACAGGUCGUCCAGAUACAGCAACAACUACAUCAACAGCAGGUGUUUGCACAGCAGCAGGUUGCCCCAACUUCAUCUGGCAGUGCAGUGCGCCCACAGGUGGACCAGACGCAGCAACAAUUUGUCCAGCAAUUAAUGCAAUAUCAACAACAAAUACCAGAAGCCUUGCAACAACAGUUUCUUCUCGAAUACAGUCGUCAGAUGCAACAGAAGACUGAUAUUGGUCAGAAUGCUAUGCAAUAUGAAAAGUUUCUUGCAGAGCUAGCUCAGCAGUACGGUUAUCCUGUUCAGCAGCCUGGUGCUCAGACCGUUUCGGUGGUGCAACAUAGCAUUUCAUGGCCAAAUGCCACUGCUGCCACUCUCCAUCCAAAUAUGCAGCAAGUAUUUGCUUAUGGGGCAAUUGAUGAAGAAAAGGCCAAAGAUUUGACACCUCAGCAAUUAUACCAACUGCAAAUGCAGCAAACACUGCUUAUGCAAAUGGCAGCUAGUGGAAUGUAUACUGGCCAACCAGCUGCGAUAAGAAAUCAGCCUGGAAGCACAACAACAACUCGAAAAACCACUGCAGCUUCGUCGCAAACAAAGAAGUCACGUGACACAAAAAAACAAGAUGCACAGGAAAAGCAAGUCAAGAUAGAUUCAACUGUGGUGCAACACGCAAAAGUAGGCUCGAAAGCCAGCCAGAGUUCCCAUGAUGACGAAAAAAUGUCAGAGGAAAGUGGCGUCUCAAAGCACGAGUCAGCAAGUAUGGAGUCUCGGAAAGCAGACCCAAGUGGCACUGACAUUUCGAUGCAUUCUGAACAUUUGUCAGAUGUGUCAAUGGAAAAGGAUACCACUGCUAAAUCAGUCAUCAAUGAAGCAGUUUCAAACAGCAGCAUAAAAAGCACUGCCAGUAGUUCUCCAUCUCCAACUAAUAAUUUAGUAAUGACAAAUAGCCAAGAUUCUUCUCGACUAGCCAACAAGGAGGAGACUGCUUCAACAGUUGAUACACUGCACAAAAUGGCUGGAGUAGCGUCAGGAUCCAUGCCUUCAGAGAGAAAUGCUGUUUGCAGUGAUGGAAUUCAUUGUGGUACAGAUUCUGAGUCUGAAAGUGCACCAGACAACAACAAAAGUUCCCUUACUAGUUUACAGAAUGAAAAGGCUGGAUAUGAAUCUUUUAAUAAAAUCUCAAAUACAAAGAAAGUUUGUGAGGAUGGAAUCCACUGUGGAACCGAUUCUGAGGAUGAAAGUUACUUGCCAGAAAUGAGGAAAAAUAUCAAAGGAACGUGUGCGGAUGGUAUUCAUUGUGGAACAGACUCGGAGGGUGAGGAAUUCACUGGAAAAACUGUUAACCGUAAGAAAAAACCAUGUGACGAUGGUAUUCAUUGUGGAACAGAUUCUGAAGAGGAAGAGCCUGGUAAGAAACAGUCAGGUAAGGACAAGCAGCAAUGUACGGAUGGAAUUCAUUGUGGGACAGACUCUGAAGAUGACCAGCUUGACAAGAAACGCAGAGGUAAGAGCAAGCAGCGAUGCACUGAUGGAAUUCACUGUGGGACGGACUCUGAAGAUGAAGCGGCCAAUAAAAAACAAGCAACUAAGCGCAAGCAGCAAUGUUCCGAUGGAAUUCACUGUGGGACAGACUCUGAAGAUGACCAGCUUGACAAGAAACGCAGAGGUAAGAGCAAGCAGCGAUGCACUGAUGGAAUUCACUGUGGGACGGACUCUGAAGAUGAAGCGGCCAAUAAAAAUCAAGCAACUAAGCGCAAGCAGCAAUGUUCCGAUGGAAUUCACUGUGGGACAGACUCUGAAGAUGAAGGGACCAAUAAAACACAAGCAGGUAAGAGCAAAGAGCGAUGCACAGAUGGAAUUCAUUGUGGGACGGAUUCUGAAGAUGAAAAUGAUAGCAAAGACAAGAAAAUUCUUGUCUCGCGUCAGGAAAUGAGAAAAGAAGGAAAAGUAAAACAAUCACGGCCUGUCAACAGUUGCUCUGAUGGAAUCCAUUGUGGAACAGACUCCGAGGGGGAAGAAGACGUUAGUGAUAAGAAGAACUCAAAGUCGUUGUUUGAAUCUGGAAAGGUUUCUCUUGUUAAGAACACUGAAGGUAUUGGCAGUCAAGGAAGUGAUGAAGCAGGGAAAAGUUUUAUGCAGAAAUCACGGCCUUUGGUAGUAGUUAAUAGACAGGAAACAAGUAUGUCAUCUGUUCAUUCACAGGACUCUUCUGUCCUUAGCUAUGCUAGAGCAAAAACAUCUGCUGUAGUGUCGACCGUAAUGUCAAACCAUACAGUUGAAGUUAUCCAGGAAGGCGAUGUCACUCAAAAUACGUUCAGUGCUUUAGAGAACAUGAGCAGGAAUCUUAAGGGAACGAAAGUUGACACUUCGUUGCAUGAGACCUUCAAUGUUUCAGCGUUAAAUGUUUCAUCAGAAAGCGUGCCCCUUGUCAACAGAGAGAGUCCAGUAUCUAAACUAAAGAGCCCCACGCCGACUAGCUUUCCAAAGGAAUCAGCAGGUCCGACUGUUGCCAGUGCAAAACACAGUGCCAUUCAUAAACCCAUGCCACAGAAUAACGUUUCUUCACCUCUGACGACUUCUGAUAGUGGCAAAGCUUAUCUUCAGAGUGCUUCAUCUUCCAAUGUGGAAGCUCUGUCAACAGUUGCAAAAUCAUUGGCACAAAGUACGCUUGAGCAACGGCCCUUUCCAACAGUAAGCCAAACAAUGCCUUUCGGAAGUCCAAAGGACCUCAAUUCAAAGGAUACUCCGCCAGCAGUUCUACAACAACCAUCCCAGCUUCAACCUUUCUCUCCAAAUGUUGCUCCUCACACGCCUAAUCCAGAACAAUCUGCCACCCACAGACAAAAACAGAAGUUGCCAGUUAUUCCUCCUACAUCUCCGCAAUAUCAGCAACUUUUCAUGCACCAACAUCAGUUGUUAAUUAUGCAGUUCCAGCAGUACCAAUUCCAGCUGCAAGCUCAGUAUCAACAGCUAAGCCAACAACAAAUGUCUCCCCAGCAGCAAUUUCUUUUGCAGCAACAGUACCACCAGCAAAUGAUGCUUUUGCAACGCCAAUUUGUCCAACAGCAGGCCCAGCUUCAAACAAUGGCAUCUACUGGCAUGCAGUUUUCAGAACAAGAACUUAAUGUCAUGUAUCAACAACAGAUGGUAGCUCAGCAGGCAUACAAGCAGUGGGUGGGAACAUUGUCACUUGACCAACAGGGACAGCUGCAUGCAAGAAUGCAAGCAAAUAUGCAACAAGUACAACAGGGCAUGGCAGCCAUCAUGCAAAAUACGUUAAAAAAUGUAUCAGAGAAUGCAAGAGAUAAACCAAAGAAGCAGAGGGGUCGCAGACCACGCAAGUCAAAAGGAGAUUCAGCAGACCCUGCGACUCCGGCACCAUCUACACCCACGCAGCCACCAACUCCUGCCUCAGUAGGUGAUGCACCUCAGCCACCCACUCCUAAUAAAGAUACGGAACUGGAUGCUAAGAUCAAGACCCAAUUGCCAGCUAGUGCAACGUUGCAAAUGCAGGGUUCAAUGAAAAAUGUUCAGAAUCAGUCAAAUCAAACUGCACUCUAUGCAGGACAGGCAGUCGGCGUACCAAAUCAAAUUGAUAUGUAUGCAAAUGUUCAUCAAGAUCAAAUGAAGCCUUUAACGACUAACGAACGUUUAGUAGGCCAAGCAAGCUAUGUUUCCAGUCAGGCAAGUGUUGAUCAGCGCAUCCCAGCAGUGUCACGCUCAGACUGGCAACAGGCACAAUUGCACAACAUACAGCAGCAACAACAGCAGCAAAACCACGCACAGCAGCAACAACAAUCAGCAGCAAAGUCGUUAGCGCAAACAAGUGUUCAAAACCAACGGCCCCAGUUGUCUAGAGUUGGAAUUUCAGAAGGAAGCUUGCCUCUUCGUGAUGUAUAUCAGGAAGUUGAGUUGAAAAGUAAAGUCGUAAGUAAGAUGUCUGUUACUCCAGGUAGUCAAAUUCCGCACACCAGUAUUCAGGGAUUACAAACAGUUGCUGUAGAGCCAUGGAAAAAUGCACAAUCGAAUCAGGUAUCUAGUGAAAAGACUGAAAGUUUAACUCAGCGAAUCCUUCAACCUCCUGUAAAUUCUUCAUCUGGUAUCUAUUUCCAAAAUAUUCCUGCUUCUGUUCGUAUCUCGAAUGACGUGGACUAUUUUAGCCAAUCCCAGCGGCAGACUCUCACGCAGCCACAAGGUCAACAAUUGCAGAGUCCAACUUUUAUCCACAACCAAAGUUCUAUGUCAAACAUUAUCAGCACUCAUUUUAAUGUUACCACUGCAAUAGUUACACAGCCAAGUACGGCAGUCAUUGAUAACAAUUUACAUAUUAUGUCAACUCAAUCGACAACACCACAGCUGUCAUCUGGUAGCUUACAUCAGCAGCCGUGGGCUCAAACGACCACCAUGAGCAGUGGUCAAAAACAGCAAGUACCUGACGCUUUUCCCCAAGCACAGCAAAUACCUCCUACUGAACUACAAAGACAGGCAAGUGCUAUUUAUCCCCCAAUUGCUGAUCGCCCAGAUGACCUGAGUCAUGCACCCCAACCCUAUUCACAAUUGCAAAGUAGACCAGCUGUUCAAAAUGACAGUCAAAUUCCACAAAAUUCUACAGUUCGAAGUCCUCUCCAUUACCCCCCAGACUACAUUCAACAACAAUUGCAACAACAGCAGCUGCAACACCAUCAACUGCAACAACAACCACCCCAACAACAGGUGCACCCGCAACCCGUUAGUUCAGUCCCGUAUCCAAUGGAUCAAAGUGUUUCUCGUUACAAUGCAGCAGGAGAGCCAUCAGCAAAAGAAAGUCCUAAAGCAGUUACGAAAAAGAAGAAAUCAGUGCAGGGCGCCCAGGUCCCAUCUGGCAAUGUUGAUUUUAGUUUAUUAAAUCCUGAAGAACAGAAGAAGUUUUUACUUGAGAGAAAAAAGGAAGAUUUUGAGAGAAGAAGAAGGCUAUUGGAGGAGCAACGGCAAAUGAAAUUGAAAGAUCAAGAAAACCAACGUACAGUGCCAAAGAAAAUGGACAAGAAAAUGCCCCGCACAAAACAACAGCGAAAAGUCAAAGGUGGUACUUCUAAAGAAAGGGAACCAAUGCCAAAAUCACCCGUUAGAUUAAUUCUGGAAGACAAGGGUUUAAGGUUUCCUCUUUGUGAACCAGAAGUACGUCUUCUGUAUCCGUUAGUACAGCCAUUUGGCAGUGGAUAUCUAAACGGUGACAAAAUGCUUCUUGGCACGUUUGGCAAUGCAACUGUUCAGGACCAGUUCGACUAUUAUGCACAGUUCCCAUCUCCUAAUCCGCCGGUUACAUCAAGCAAUCCUCCAACCCCGCCAGCAUCACUUCCGCCAUCGCCAGGAACCAUUAACCAGUCACUGCGCGACAGCUUGCAGAUGAUACCAACAGAAGGUAUUUUUGACGAUAUCAUACAAAAGUCAGAUCCGAACAAAAAUGCCUUAUUGUUCAGGCAGGAUGACCGACAGCAGGACAGUUUUGGAGCCACAUAUUCAAAUUCUAAUCAACAGAAUCGAAGCGAAGACCGAACUCGAGAGGACUCAAAGGAAGGCGUUCUAGUCACUUGA